AUGGCUGAGCCCCACGCCGCUGCCGCCAUCCCGGCCCCAGUUUCCUCUGAGAAAACCUUCCGAGCCUACACUGCAGAGCAAGGCAAAGAUUACGCCAAAGGCCGCCGCGGCUACCAGGAGCGUUUGUACAAGAUCAUACUAGACCACCACACAUCUACGGGCGGCAAGCUGGAAGCCCUGCUCGACGUCGGUUGCGGUCCGGGCACUGUUGCUCGAGAGCUUGGUCCGCAUUUUGCACGGGUCAUCGGACUGGACCCCGCUGCGGGCAUGAUUGCCGCGGCCCGGUCCCUGGGUGGAGUCUCCUCCACUUCGGAGCCGAUCCGCUUCGAUAUCUCCACCGCCGAAGAGCUGUCAAAUCUGUCUCCGCCCGUCGCGGACGGCAGCAUUGAUCUCGUCACUGCCGCCACCGCCGCUCACUGGUUCGACAUGCCCGGCUUCUGGGCCGCCGCAGCUCGCGUUCUGAAACCAGGUGGUACUGUUGCUCUCUGGAGCGGCGGCUCCAUGUACAUCCAUCCCUCGGUGCCCAAUCACGAACGCAUCCAGACAUCCCUGCAAGUCUGCCGGGAGAAAUAUCUAGUGCCCUACAUGGCGCAGGGUAACUUCCUUGGUGAAAACCUAUACGAGACGCUGCCUCUUCCUUGGAAUUUGGAGGAGCCAAUCCCGGAAUUUGACGAGAGCACUUUCUAUCGCAAGGAGUGGAACAAAGAUGGUUUGCUGGAGAAAAAUGGGAAAUUCUUCCACCAGCUGACUUGGAGUUUGGAUGAUAUGGAGAACAUGAUGAGCACCAUAAGCCAAGUCACACGAUGGCGCGAGGCGAACCCCGAUGAUGCCGGGACUGAACGCGAUGUUGUCAGGAUGCUGCGGAGGGAAGUUGAAGGCCUACUUCAUGAUGCUGGUGUUGAGAAGGGAAAUGAGAAGUUGACGAUCGGGUGGUCUGGGGUUCUUCUUUUGGUGAAGAAGAAACAGGCUUGA
Messenger RNA from Colletotrichum karsti, 972 nucleotides. RefSeq lists its product as uncharacterized. The coding region runs from base 1 to 972 and encodes 323 amino acids. The transcript has a single exon. The record is from RefSeq and is a predicted model, not a curated record. Lineage: Eukaryota; Fungi; Ascomycota; Sordariomycetes; Glomerellales; Glomerellaceae. Gene Ontology annotation, molecular function: S-adenosylmethionine-dependent methyltransferase activity.